This is a messenger RNA of Dicentrarchus labrax (European seabass), 1384 nucleotides long. It is a transcript of the gene snrpa, whose product is annotated as small nuclear ribonucleoprotein polypeptide A. The record is from RefSeq and is a predicted model, not a curated record. The transcript has 7 exons. Gene Ontology annotation, biological process: mRNA splicing, via spliceosome. Bases 153 to 1001 code for a protein of 282 amino acids. NCBI's taxonomy places the organism in Eukaryota, Metazoa, Chordata, Actinopteri, Moronidae. Gene Ontology annotation, cellular component: U1 snRNP. Gene Ontology annotation, molecular function: U1 snRNA binding.
CUAUGAUUAAAAAAAAAAAUGUUUCCACUGAAUCUGUCGGGUAACAGAAUUUAGUGUAACACCGGAAACGGCCGUUUGUAGCUGUUAUCGCGAGAACAGAGCACGGGAUUUGUGAAGGCCGGGACUUUCAUUCAUCAUUCCGAGGUUAAAAGAUGGCCACUCCGGACGUACGGCUAAAUCACACCAUCUACAUCAACAACUUGAAUGAGAAAAUCAAGAAAGAUGAGUUGAAGAAGUCGCUGUACGCCAUCUUCUCUCAGUUCGGACAGAUCUUGGACAUCUUGGUCGCACGAAACAUAAAGAUGAAGGGUCAAGCCUUUGUUAUUUUCAAAGAGGUCAACAGCGCUUCAAAUGCUCUGAGAUCCAUGCAGGGAUUUCCUUUCUAUGACAAACCCAUGCGUAUCCAGUAUGCCAAGAUGGACUCAGACAUCAUAGCUAAAAUGAAAGGCACAUAUGUGGAGCGUGACCGUAAAAAGGAGAAGAAGAAGAUCAAAGGAGCCGAUACAGCUGGAGCUAAGAAGGGUGUACCGGGAGCUGCUGCACCCAUGGUUGCUGGUGUACCUGCUGCCAUGCCUGGAAUGCCUCCAAUGAGCCAGGCUCCACGUAUGAUGCACAUGCCAGGGCAGCCGCCUUAUAUGCCCCCUCCUGGCAUGAUGCCUCCUCCGGGCAUGGCACCUGGCCAGAUGCCCCCUGGUGCCAUGCCUCCAGGCCAGAUGAUGCCCGGACAGAUGCCUGGACAAAUGCCCCAGCAGGUUGCAGAAAAUCCUCCGAAUCACAUCCUCUUCCUCACCAACUUGCCAGAGGAAACAAACGAGCUCAUGCUCUCCAUGCUCUUCAACCAGUUCCCCGGGUUCAAGGAGGUGCGUCUGGUCCCUGGUCGCCACGACAUCGCCUUUGUGGAGUUUGACAAUGAAGUGCAGGCCGGUGCCGCACGAGACGCACUGCAAGGCUUUAAGAUCACACAGGCAAACGCAAUGAAGAUCUCAUUCGCUAAGAAAUAACCUCAAGACCGUUGUUUCUUGCAUGCUCUCACACACACACACACACACAGCUUUUUUAUUAAUGUUCAACAGUGACCCAAACUGUGAAACAUUUUUUUAGAAAAUUGACAUUUGCUGAUCAUUGCAGCACGAGAGGUGUACCUUUCUCUGCUUCUACGAGGAUUACAUGUAAGUAUACAUUGUUUGCAUCAAGCUUUGUUUUAUCGUGUCACACUGUUCAUCCCACUGAGAAAAGUUCAUGACGGUAUCGCAGCUGGUGAAAUCCAUGUCAUCUCUUUCGGUUUGCUUGUUUUUACUGUUUGUGAUGAAGCAUUGCACCCAGGGUCUGGUCUACCAGACAUUGUACCUGGAGCUUUUUAUUUUUAAUUAAAACCUUACUUUGA